AUGGAGGCUUGGACUCAGAUGACAGCAGCAGAAGUCAAGAAACGGGCAGAUUUGGAAAACGCACAGAACUUGGCGACCGAUGAGAUUCCCGUGCGGGGACAGACAAGAGCCAAGCAGACAGAAAAGCAGCAAGUGAAUCACAGUCUGUGGCAGGUACUGGGAAGGGAACAGAGCGCGCUGGGAGGAGACACUUUAACAAGGGUGGUUUCCACGAGGAGACGGCCGUUGAAGAUUGAAGAGGAGGUCUUUGCUGAGGGUCACGCUGAGCUGCGAGGCGCUUCGGGGGUGUCUUUAGGACUCAGCACCACGGCAGAAGACAUCAAGACCAAAGUCAAGAACGACCAGACCGCCCCUUUCGACAGCCGCUUCCCCAACCGGAGCCAGACCCGGAACUCCUGGCAAAACUACCUAGACUUCCACCGCUGUGAGAAGGCGAUGACUGCUAAAGGGGGUGAGGUCUCCGUGUGCGAAUGGUACCGGCGUGUGUACAAGUCCCUCUGCCCCAUGUCCUGGGUGGCAGCCUGGGACGACCGCCGGGCGGAAGGCACGUUUCCCGGGAAGAUCUGAACUGGCUCCACCCACCUCUCCUCCGUACUCCAUCCUUCUCCCAGGGCAGUGAAGGGGGGAC
Prionailurus viverrinus (fishing cat) is the source of this 628-nucleotide messenger RNA. Its product is annotated as cytochrome c oxidase subunit 6b-1-like. The record is from RefSeq and is a predicted model, not a curated record. The transcript has 2 exons. The coding region runs from base 1 to 567 and encodes 188 amino acids. NCBI's taxonomy places the organism in Eukaryota, Metazoa, Chordata, Mammalia, Carnivora, Felidae. Gene Ontology annotation, cellular component: mitochondrial inner membrane; mitochondrion; respiratory chain complex IV.